This is a messenger RNA of Ostertagia ostertagi, 3174 nucleotides long. NCBI's taxonomy places the organism in Eukaryota, Metazoa, Nematoda, Chromadorea, Rhabditida, Trichostrongylidae. The record is from the annotation of a GenBank genome assembly.
AUGGAGGCGCAAUCCUGGCGUGGUCGACUGAGGAGCCGUCGCACCAACGGCGAACCACUGAGUGUCGCUCCACAAAGAGCACCUCAUCACAUGGAAACGGACAUCCCAAUAGAAAUUGAUACCGCUGCAGCAGGCGCUAUUUGGCGUGGUCGACUGAGGAGCCAUCGCACCAACGACGAAGAUCGGAGGGCCUCAUCGCGACGAGGAGCUCGUCGCACGGAAGAGAACCCUCCAAUAGAAAUUUAUGCCGCACCAGCAGGCAAUGUACAAGGAGUGGAGCCGCAGAGGCGACGCGGACGUCCUAGAAUUCAUGCCGGUGAGGUCGAUCGCCAGAGGAGAAGACGUCAGAGUGAAUCUUCGCAGGAAAGGGACUCACGCUUGCAGAGAGAUAUCUCCCGCCGCCGGCGAAGGCGCGGCAGAGAAACCAUCCAAGAACGGACUGAACGAUUACGGCGAUUAUCACUAAGCCAACGACAGAGACGAGAACGAGAAAGCCGUGACGAACGAGCUGCACGACGCAGGGAUGAUGCUGAACGCCAUCAGCAAAGGAUAGCACGGGAAAGCAGUGAAGAACGAGCUGAACGACGCAGGGCUGAUGCUGAACGCCACCAGCAAAGGCGAGCACGAGAAAGCAGUGAAGAACGAGCUGAACGAGAAAGGGAUGAUGCUGAACGCCUUCGGCAAAUGCGUGAACGGGAAAGCAGUGAAGAAAGGCGUGUUCGUCUUGCAAGCGAUGCUGAGCGUCACCGAUUACUACGCAAUCCUCCUUCUAGAGUGCUUGGAGUAGCUACAAGGGAUCGUUACGCAGAACCCAGCUACCUCGGUGGCUUGGAUCACAUAUGUGAGCAUUGCGGCGCACACCACUUCCUCUGUGAAGUUAAGCCACAGCAUCCAGAUCUCUUCUUCGAGUGUUGCGACUUGGGCCGUUUCAAUCUGAAUUUUUUUGAAGAGUUUCCUGAUAGACUGCGGAAGUUGAGCUUCAAUUCUGCUUUGGCAAUGGCGUCAAUGGGAGCUCAAAUAGACACGAUGAGAGGACGUGGCCCAUACUGUUACAGAAUACAUGGUCAGAUUUAUCAUCGGAUAGGCCCACUUCAUCCAAGAGAAGGAGAGCUACGUCAGUAUGGACAGAUCUAUAUCUUGGAUACGGAAAUGGCUGCUGACCGACGUCUCGGAGACCCAAGAAAUGUUGAUUGUGAUCCAGAAUUGAUGCGUUCUCUCAGCGAGUUGUUGUCGGAAGUUAAUGUUUAUGCUCAGUCCUUCAAGAUGAUGAGCGAAGUCGAACAAGCGGAAAUUGCAGCCGCAGCACGCGAAAACCGUACUCCUUAUAAUAUCCAAAUGAUCUUUGAGAGGAGCAAUGAGAGAGGAUUAAGGCGUCGUCAAUACGACCUGCCGACGGCGAAUGAAGUUGCAGUUGUGUACGUUGGCGAAAACAACGACGUGCCACCAACGAGGAGCUUAGCCGUGCACCUCCGAAAUGCCUCAGGAGAACAACUCCAGAAUAUAAGCGAUAUUGACAAGAUAUGCGACCCUCUCACUUAUCCACUCCUCUUCCCUACUGGAAAUGGCGGAUGGGAGCCAACCAUGACCAAUGACAAUGGAUAUCGGAUUUCACAGAGAGAGUACUAUUCGUAUCUGCUGUCGGUAAGAGAUAACUUCAACCCUAUUCUGUACGCUGGAAAACUCUUCCAGCAAUUUGCCGUUGACGCUUAUGUCAAAAUAGAGCAGAAUCGGCUUAAUUUCGCGAGAAGAAAUCAACUGAGACUGCGCUCCGACUCUUAUAGAGGUCUGCAGGACUAUCUUGCCGGUGAGGAUGUCACCGGUCCACCGGGAGCCCGUGUCGUUUUGCCGUCAUCCUAUUUCGGUGGACCGCGCUCCAUGCAACAGUCAUAUCAGGACGCAAUGGCUAUAGUUGCACGUUAUGGGAAACCUACAUAUUUUCUGACAAUGACGUGCAAUCCGCAAUGGAAGGAAAUCCAAGAAAACCUCUUCAGUGGCCAAUCAGCGUCGGAUCGUCCUGAUGUGGUAGCGCGGGUUUUCAACGCCAAGGUACAAGAACUUUGUGUCGAUCUCUUCAAAAAACAUAUUCUUGGAGAAGUACAAGCCUACGUGUACGUUAUCGAAUUCCAAAAACGAGGCCUUCCACAUUGUCACAUGCUUCUCAUAAUGAAAGAAGAUUGGAAAGUGCGGACGGCGGACGAUGUGGACAGAUCUAUUUGUGCGGAAAUCCCAAACUCUGCAGAAGAACCCGCACUUCAUGCUGCAGUGACGUCCUUCAUGAUACACAGGCGAUGUGGACAGGUGGACUCUCCAUGCACGCUUCCUAAUGGAAUCCUGUUCAAAAAGGUUUGUGGCAUGAUAUCAGCAGUGAAGUACCUCUACAAGUAUGUCUACAAGGGUCCGGACCGUGCUCGAAUCAACAUCGAAGGCAACCAAGACGGUAACGAAACAACUAAUGUUGACGAAAUUAAGCAACAUUUGAAUACUCGCUAUGUGUGUGCCCCUGAGAGCAUGUACAGGAUCUACAGUUUUGAGAUGCAGGAUAAGUCGCACACGAUCGUCAGGCUCGCUGUUCACUUACCUGAUUACCAAACGGUUCUAUUUGUGCAAGGAAGAGAGCAACAAUACCUUGAUCAUGCACGCCAAUCAUAUACAACUCUUACGGCAUACUUCGAGCUCAACAGGCACUAUGCCCAAAUUGGUGAAAACGAACACCGCGACAUUGCGACGGAUCCUAGGGAGCUUUAUUACUAUCAACUUCCUGAAGACAUCAUGCAAAAUAGUGAGCCGUUUGGUGGAAAGAUUAUGAUUAUUGGUGGAGAUUUCCGUCAAGUCUUGCCAGUAGUCGAGCAUGGUCAAAGGGAAGACUUUGUUGAUGCUUGCGUUCAUAAGUCUGCUCUUUGGUCGCUGUUUGCAAUUCACCACCUGACCGUCAAUAUGAGAGCAAGAGAUGCUGGAGAUGACUGGCAUGAACGUCUUCUUGGAAUAGGUAACGGAGACUGCAACGAUGUCAAUGAUUGUGUGCUGAUGCCUGAAGAGAUGAUGUGCUCUUCUGACAUAGUUACAGAGAUAUUCGGAGCCACCCUCGACCCGGAAAGGACGUCUGAGUUGUGCGAGCGUGCCAUUACUUGCGCCAAAGAAUGUCCACGUACAGCGCUUAAACGACAUAGCCCUUGA